AUGAUUCAUCCACCGACUACAUUAGAUACACUUCCGUUUGAGAUGUUCAUGGGUGCAGUAGACCCUGCCACUCUUCCGGAACCCAAGGAUCAAAUCCCAACAGAAGAUGAGCUCCAGAGAGCAGCCGCCCGCAAGAGCAUGCCUGAAGCACACGCCUUUCAUCUCCUACAAGACUUUGAAUUCUGGGCGGAGCGGGUUUUGACCAAUACUGCUUGGGCUUAUUACCGAAGCGCCGCCGAUGAGGAACACACAUAUCAUGAAAACCGUGAAGCUUUUCGGCGGUAUUACUUUCGUCCCCGGCUCCUCCGCGACACCAGCAAUGGAACCACAACAACAACCUUCCUCGAGAUACCGACGACGCUGCCCAUUUUCAUUUCGCCCGCUGCCAUGGCAAAGCUUGGCCAUCCAUUGGGUGAAAUCAAUUUAACAAGGGCUGCUGGAAACGCUGGGAUUAUUCAAGUCAUAUCUUCAAACGCCAGCUGUAGUUUGGAAGAAAUGUUCGACGCACGGCAGGUACACCAGCAGUUGGUAUUUCAGCUUUACUUGAACAAGGAUCGCUCAGCUUCCAGAUCACUUCUUGAGAAAGUUGAAAGACUUGGUGCCAAAGCCAUCAUGUUCACAGUUGAUGUAUGCUGGGAAUCAAAGAGGACAAAAGAUGUGCAAACCAAGCUGAGCUCGAGCGGAAGUCGGAAUGCAAACAAUGUCCAGGCCCAAGGGGUCGCGCAAGCAAUCGGAGGGUAUCAAGAUCGCAAUCUGACGUGGAAGGACAUUGACUUUAUUCGUAGCGUCACCAAAAUACCAAUCAUUGUCAAAGGGAUCCAGUCACUUGAAGAUGUUGAGCUCUGUGUAGCUCAUGGUGCUCAAGGGGUUGUUCUUUCCAAUCAUGGUGGACGCCAGGCAGACUAUGCGCCAGCCCCCAUCGAUAUCUUGUACGAAAUACGAACAUAUCGUCCCGAUUUGUUUUCAAAGAUACAUAUCAUGAUAGACGGCGGUGUUCGUUCCGGGGCAGACGUGGUCAAGGCUCUGGCAUUGGGCGCCAAAGCUGUGGGCAUUGGGAGGCCAUUCUUAUAUGCCAAUGGCACUCAUGGAGAAGAAGGCUGCAAUCGUGUUAUAGAAAUUCUUCGCGAAGAGAUCACAAAUACCAUGCGCAAUAUUGGGGUGACCAAUAUAAAGGAGCUCACGCCUGAGCUCGUUGGCCCUGCUGGCCCCUGGGUGGGUGUCAACAGACCUUUGUACGCUCAAGACGUGGCAGGAUAA
This is a messenger RNA of Pestalotiopsis fici W106-1, 1257 nucleotides long. RefSeq lists its product as uncharacterized. Gene Ontology annotation, biological process: lactate metabolic process. Gene Ontology annotation, molecular function: L-lactate dehydrogenase (cytochrome) activity; FMN binding. The coding region runs from base 1 to 1257 and encodes 418 amino acids. The record is from RefSeq and is a predicted model, not a curated record. NCBI's taxonomy places the organism in Eukaryota, Fungi, Ascomycota, Sordariomycetes, Amphisphaeriales, Sporocadaceae. The transcript has 7 exons.